AUGAUCAUAUUUGAGGUUGUGCCCUUGAAAAUUUCCUACCACGUGAUCUUCAGCAGGCCAAUAUACCACAAGUUCCAUGCAAGGUUGUGCUACAUCUACAAGAAGCUCAAGAUUUCGGGUACUAACGGUAUGAUCACCGUAUCCAGAGACUUCAAGAAGGCUCAAGAUUGCGAGGAGGGCGAAGCCGCCUUCGCCGAGUCUGUUAUUUCCGGAGAGGAGAUGCAGGGCUACAGAGCCGCGGUGGAUCCGGCUGAAAUGCACACCACCAAGGAGCAGAUCUCGGACCAAAAAACCACAUUCAAGGCCGCGAUACACACCAAUAAGGUUGACCUCAAGAAAGGUGAUGCCUCCAAGCAGGUUUCUAUCGUCACAGGCCUGGACCCCAAAUAG
Lolium perenne is the source of this 390-nucleotide messenger RNA. NCBI's taxonomy places the organism in Eukaryota, Viridiplantae, Streptophyta, Magnoliopsida, Poales, Poaceae. The record is from RefSeq and is a predicted model, not a curated record.